ACUUCAGUCUGUCAGAUGAGACGCAAACUCACUUCCUCAGACGCGCCGCGGCCAAGCAAUGAUCCGAUCUGUCCGCGCUGAGCAGAGGACAGGCUUCGCUGGAAAUCAGCUCAAACCCCGGCUAUUUAUCUCUGGGCCCAUCUGUGAUAGAGGCAGGCGCGCUGAGCGGAGGCUCUUCUAACAGAGCGCUUAAAGACUGCGGAUGGAGGCGCCCAUGCUAUCUGCCUCAGUGAGUCCGGUCCAACAGGAAACCAGAGAAAGUGCGCCGCUUACAGAACUGAAACCUGCAGCGUGCAUGAAGAGCUUUUGAACCCAUUAUGUCCUGCAGCAUAUGAAUUGAAGUGAUGGAUAGGUCAUCGUCCACCGUUAGGCGGCGAGCCUGGAUCAACAGCAGCCGACAAUGGCCGACAGUGGAGGACAUGGAGGGUCCGCUGUGUAACCUCGCAGCCUCGGCCUCCAUAGCAGAUGACGAUGUUUUUUCUGAUGCCAGCUUCAGUGGAAAGAUUGAGAACUGGCUUCUUGGUUGUGGAUCUGAUGUCCGCUUAGAGAACAGCAGCCGGCUAAGUUUCGAGUCUGCACUGCAAGCCAAAGCCUUUUGUGACGACCUGAGCCUUGGAGCUGAUGCUGACUCAGUCAUAAACUUUGGAGAAACUACAACUAACUGUCGAAAUCGUUCCUUCACAAAACAGCCCAGCAGGGUCAGCAGCAGUACGCCUCUUCAUAAACUAUGCCCGCCGUCACUGAACCUGGGCCACAGCAUGGCCUCCAGCUGCUUUUCCUCUUCCACUUGGAAAACAGUGUCAAGUGUGUCAGAGGUUCUGCAGAUGUGUUCAGAGGAUGCAGAGGAGACUCUAUACGAACUGGGUUUUGGCUGUGAAGAACCACAGGUCACUGUCCGCAUCCCUCCUCGAUUCUUCACCUUCCCCUCUCAGGCUCAAGGCAUCAACUUCCGCCUGUUCCUGGACGCCCAGAUCCGGCGAAUAAGAGAGGAGGACCCCAGCCUUUCACUUGCCAGUCGGUUCAGACAAGUGCAAGUGCUUACAGCCAUGGCCAAUGCUUUCUAUUCCCUCUACUCCCAUGUGUCCCGCACUCCUCUCCAGAAGCUGGCCACGCCAGAGUUCAGCUUCUCCUCUCCUGUGGAGAGGAUUGAAAGGUUUAGGACCAGUGUUCGCAGCGAGCCUCGCUCUCCUGUGGAGAGGCUGAAGGACACUGUAAACAAAAUGUGCCUCUACACCGGCUCGCCUCGUGGGUCGGACUCCACCUCUCCACAGCCCUCACCCAGAAAGAGAUCCAGCCUUCCUGACGUGGUGGAUAUAAUGCUGAAAUUCAGAACUGGGAGUGCUAAGAAGCUGGAUUUGGGGGAACAUGACAGGUGUGGAUCUUGUGAGGAUUUUAGGUUGCUAUCAGAUGGCAGAGAUAUAGAGCAAGUGAAGCAGACUUUAGAGGACAAAAACACUUAUCAGGAGGGGAAUAAAAUCUGCAAGGAGGAGACCCCUGCCAACGAAGAGGCAGAUAAUGCUGAUAAUGUCAGACAAGAAUAUUGUGAAAGAACAUCUCUAUCAUCAUCGUUGUCAAGAGAAACUGUGAUAGAAACAGAAACUCUGCUUCCCACGAAUCAGUCAGAGCUGGACUCAUGUUUGACACAAAGGGACACAACGACAAAUGAACUGAUUCCUGCUGCCAAAGUUUCAUAUGAUCUAAUCUGCCCUCCAAUUGUUGAGCGUGUGCAUCAGGCUUCUUUCUGUUGUCAAAACCAAAACCGCUUCCUUCAUAUUGCUGGGACAGAAAGUAGAGACAGACUAAGUUCUCCAUCACAUACACCUGCAGUGCAAACCCCUGCCUCUGAGCCUAAUGAAGACUUACACCUUGGAUCUUCUAGAAAGACCCUACAGGUGGAUGGGCCUGGAUCACCUCUGGUUCUCGAGCCUGUAGACAGCUACACUCACUGCUGCAUCACAGUGACUGGCUUGGAAGACGAGGAUGUGUCCUCGACCUCCAUGAACUCCUGCCAUGUUUCCCCUGCCUUAUCAAAGCGGACUCCUGCAGAGCUGUUCAAUGAGGGAGAGGGACAGUACCUGAACCCGUUAACCCAUCCUGGACUGGGCAAAUUCUCCAGCAAUCAUCAGCAGGUCAACUCAUUCGAGCUGGAGGAGGUGCACAGCGCAGGAGAGGAAGAUUUUGGACAACCAGAAGCGAGUACUGUCACUUCAUCACUCUCUAGAAAACAUUCAUGCAAAGGUGAAGUGGUGCGGGGCGACAGCGUGCAGUCCGACAGCAGCGGCUACGCGGAUGAAGAAAUCAGCCCCUCAUUAGACAGACACGGCAGGUGACGGAGAGAAAAAGGCACGACUAAAACGUACCACAAGAUCUGCAAACCUUUUCCAUUUGACUUUGCUUGAACUCUUAAAAUGUGAAUGUUUCAGAGGCUACAUAGAAAAUGUGCAACGCAUGAUUAUAUGAAACAGAACUGUGUAAACAAGCAAAGACUUGGACAGUGAAGUGUGAUGAAAUGGUACUUUAAUCAGGGCAAAAUCAACUUAAAUUCUUACAAAAAACGUUUUAUUGAAAAAGAAGAAACAUCAACAUCCAAUAGAGAUCAUAUUUCAUUUCAUUUUUAUAAUGUGUAAAAGUGCCAGCAAAGAGAGUUGAAUAAAACCAGCUCCUAACUUCCUCCUUUAAUGAUCAAAAAACAGUUUGCAUAUCUGCCUUUUCUGAGAAGGGUUACAACCCACAGAAAUGUUUCACUUGCAUUUAGUAGGCAAAUACAUGAAACAGCAGAUAACUAAAACUAUUUGUCAAUACAUACUGUAGAUGAGGGAGGGAUUUCUUAGUAGUGGAGAAAGCUUUUACACAGACAACAGUUUCUGAUAAUCACAAUUCAAGUCCAAGUUCAAGAAAACAAAAUAAAACAAAUGAUGUAAAUGAUGGUCAUUACAUGCACAAUGCUUUAGAGGUAACGUUAUAAUUUGUGGUAGCUUUAUGCGCUGGGUCUGUGUGAAAGAGUGGAUAUAUUUUGUUAUAAUGACAGCAGUUCUCACCUGACACACCCCUGUAAAAAUGAGAUCCUAAUAAAUUGUUGCAAAACCUUC
Molecule: messenger RNA, 3089 nt
Organism: Poeciliopsis prolifica (blackstripe livebearer)
Lineage: Eukaryota; Metazoa; Chordata; Actinopteri; Cyprinodontiformes; Poeciliidae
Gene: tespa1
Product: thymocyte expressed, positive selection associated 1
Exons: 12
Coding region: 345-2330 (661 amino acids)
Molecular function (GO): signaling receptor binding
Source: RefSeq, a predicted model, not a curated record